UUCACUUUCUCUUCUUCAUUUCUAAAUUCAUGUUUCUGCAUUAUCUUAUUAGAGAGAGUAAAAUGAUGUCUCCAAAGCAUUCAGUUUUGUUCUUACUCUCCUUCAUUCUCUUAUCUCUUUUCCAUGCACCUGCUUUUGCAACAAAAAAGUCUUACAUAGUCUACAUGGGAUCACAUGAGCAUGGUGAAGGAGCCACGGAUGCUGAUUUUGAUCGGGUUACACAAGCUCAUCACGAGUUCCUUCAAUCCUAUGUUGGAAGCUUUGAGAAAGCAAAAGAGGCAAUGAUAUACUCUUACACAAGGCACAUCAAUGGUUUUGCUGCCAUGCUGGAAGAGGAAGAAGCUGCUGACAUUGCAGAACAUUCUGAGGUUGUGUCAGUUUUCUUAAACAAAAUAAGAAAACUGUACACUACUCAUUCAUGGGAAUUCAUGGACAUGACAAAGGGUGGGGUAGUUCCCUCCGAGUCAGUGUUGAGAAAAGCCAGAUAUGGUGAAGACAGUAUUAUUGCGCAUCUUGACACUGGUGUAUGGCCAGAAUCUCCAAGCUUUAGCGACGAGGGGAUGGGACCCAUACCAUCACGGUGGAAAGGAGUUUGUCAACAUGAUAUGACCGGAUUCCGUUGCAACAGGAAGCUUAUAGGGGCAAGGUACUUCAACAAAGGUUAUCUUGCCCAAACAGAAAUCGAAGCAAAAUUUAACAACACAGUACGAGAUUACGAGGGUCAUGGAUCUCACACACUGUCAACAAUAGGAGGAAACUUUGUUCCUGGGGCCAGCGUGUUUGGGUAUGGAAAUGGAACUGCCCAAGGUGGCUCUCCUAAGGCCCGGGUUGCUUCUUACAAGGUGUGCUGGGGAGAAGGUUGCGAUGAUGCCGAUAUCGUGGCAGGCUUAGACAUGGCCAUACAUGAUGGGGUUGAUGUACUCUCCCUUUCUCUUGGAUCCGAUGCUGUGGACUACUUUUACGAUGGUUUAGCAAUCGGGGCCUUUCAUGCUACCAUGAAGGGCAUUUCUGUCGUAUGUGCUGGUGGAAAUUCCGGACCAUUUACUGGAAGUGUCUCUAAUAUUGCACCUUGGAUACUAACCGUUGGUGCAAGCAACUUGGACAGAGAGUUUUACUCUGUUGUUCAUCUCCACAAUGGACAACGCUUCAAGGGAGCAAGCCUUGCAAAAGCUAUGCCGGAAAAGAAGCUUUACCCACUCAUCAACGCUGCAGAUGCAAAAAUGGCCAAUGAAUCAGUUGAAAACGCUACUCUGUGUCUGAGAGGAACAAUUGAUCCUAAAAAGGCAAGUGGCAAAAUAUUGGUUUGCCUUAGAGGUACCAAUCCAAGAAUGGAAAAGAGUCUGGUUGCUUUGGAUGCUGGUGCAGUUGGGAUGAUUCUUUGUAAUGACGAGUCUACUGGCAAUGACCUUAGUGCUGAUCCUCAUCUCCUGCCUGCAUCACAAGUUAAUUAUGAAGAUGGGCUUGCUAUCUAUGCCUACAUGAAUUCAACUGAGACUCCGCUAGGAUAUAUUGAACCACCCGAGACUGACUUGGGGGUAAAGCCUUCUCCAAUCAUGGCAGCUUUCUCCUCAAGAGGGCCCAACACAGUCACGCCAGAGAUCCUUAAGCCUGAUGUCACCGCUCCUGGUGUAAGCAUUAUCGCUGCCUACUCAGGGGGUGUUAGCCCAACCGAGUUCAAUUAUGAUAAUCGCAGGGUUCCUUUUAUGACCAUGUCUGGAACAUCCAUGGCUUGUCCUCAUGUGGCUGGAGUUGUUGGCCUUCUCAAGACUCUCUAUCCUACUUGGAGUCCAGCAGCUAUUAAAUCUGCAAUAAUGACAACUGCUAGGACAAGGGACAACACUGGUAAGGCAAUGCUUGAUUUUGAUGGUGAGAAGGCAAAUCCAUUUGCCUAUGGGUCUGGCCACAUCAGACCAAAUCGUGCCAUGGAUCCGGGGUUGGUGUAUGACUUAAGCAUGAAUGAUUACCUAAACUUUCUUUGUCUUACUGUCAAUAACCAGACUCAGAUAAUGGCAUUCUCUGGUGCACAUUAUCGUUGCCCUGAAAUAGUAGAAAUCUUGGAUUUCAACUACCCUGCAAUAACAAUACCAAAACUUUAUGGCACAGCUAGCUUGACACGGAGGGUGAAAAAUGUUGGGUCACCAGGCACUUACACUGCAAGACUUAGGGUACCAGCAGGUCUUUCCAUCUCUGUGGAGCCUCGUGUGUUGAAAUUUGACAAAAUUGGAGAAGAGAAGAGCUUUAAGAUAACAGUGAAAGUAACAAUACCGGGUGAGGCUACAGUAUUUGGAGGCAUAACUUGGUCAGAUGGGAAACAUCAAGUCAGGAGCCCAAUUGUAGUUGGUGGAGUUAAAGGGUAGAAUUUGUGAUUAGAAUAGUAAUUAGGAUGACAUCUUUUUUUUCAUCUUCUGCUUUAUUAGUUUCUAUGUACAUCCUUAGGAGAUUGAGAAAAGGGAGAACAAAUAAGACAGAAUUGUUA
Vigna radiata var. radiata (mung bean) is the source of this 2476-nucleotide messenger RNA. Its product is annotated as subtilisin-like protease SBT5.4. The coding region runs from base 30 to 2357 and encodes 775 amino acids. Gene Ontology annotation, biological process: proteolysis. The transcript has 11 exons. Gene Ontology annotation, molecular function: serine-type endopeptidase activity. NCBI's taxonomy places the organism in Eukaryota, Viridiplantae, Streptophyta, Magnoliopsida, Fabales, Fabaceae. The record is from RefSeq and is a predicted model, not a curated record.